CCAUAACCAAGAUCUUUAUUCAUUUUGAAUCAGACCUAGUUGCAGAAGACCAUGGCUUCUUUUUCGGUAGAAGAAUUUGUUGGCAAUGGAGUCCUGAAAGAAUUGCUGCCAAAACUAUUAGAUGAAGGAUGGGACGAUGUGCCAACCAUGAAGCUUAUGAACGCGGAGGAUAUGGAUGCAGUUAACAUGACACAACAGCAAAAGGAUGCCAUGGAAAUCAGGUCAUACCUGCAUGAUCGUCUUCUGAUGCAAUAUGGAGAUAGACUAGAAGCCUCUAAGAAAUGCCUUCCUGAGAUCCUCAACUUAAGCCAUGAGGAUUUGUCUUCACAGUUUGGCAUGAAGAGGGGACAUAUUGCUCGUUUCAUGGACAGAACCAACCCAUGUACGGAGACUUUGCCUAAACCGUACAAUCUCCCUUCAAGGCAAUUCUCCAGCACAUCAUCUGGAAAAAGCAGCACUUUCAAGAGUUAUGAGUCUAUGAAUUCCAAUAAGAUGAAAAGUAUGCAAAGAAUCCCUGUAUUCAGAAACAGUCCAAGUUAUGACAAAUCCGUUGAAGGAUCACUGGCUGAUUUCAAAAUUAAAGAUGGAUAUAUCUUCAAAGGGAUUGUUGCCUCGGCUCCUGCUGAGCCUAGAGCCUGUGGUUGUGUACAACCUCCUCCUGUGGUUGAUAACGUGGCUCCUUAUUCUGUUAUUGAAACCAUAUCAGUUCAGAAACUAGCUCCUGAGUAUAAGAUUGGGAUGGAGCGCCUGGUGAAAUCGAAAACUCCUCCCAUGAAGGCUUCAGAAUUAUGGCGGGAUAAGCCUGCUAUCUUGCUUUGCAUUCGAAGACCUGGGUGCAUAAUGUGCAGAGCUGAAGCGCACCGGCUCUAUGCCAAAAAGCCAAUAUUCGAUGCACUAGGAGUUCAACUAAUUGCAGUUCUUCACGAGCAUAUAGAAUCAGAGGUAAAAGACUUCUGGCCCCGAUAUUGGGGAGGAGUUGUAGUCUUCGACCAGGGAAUGGGAUUCUUCAAAGCUCUAGGAGGUGGGAAACUGCUCAAGGACAAGUUCAUAUCAGGAUUUGUUUUGAAUCCCAGGGCCAUUGCAAAUUACAGGCGUGCAAAAGCUAUGGGGUUAGAGCAAAACUUUAAAGGAGAAGGUGAAAUUAAGGGUGGGCUCUUUAUAGUUGGCCCUGGAAGAACUGGAAUUGCAUAUGAAUUUAUUGAGAGGAAUUUUGGUGAUUGGGCACCUGUAACAGAACUAAUUGAGAUCUGCACGCAACUGCAGAACCAACAGCUGGGUCAAGAAGAAUCUUAUAAAUCUGAAAGGGAAUAUGAAUAUGUUCACAGAUUUUCCAAGUUUACAACUUCAGAUUCAAAAAAAUAAAAUAAAACUUCUAUCCUUGUCAGAAAAAAUAAAAUACUUAUGAUUUCCAGCAUUCUUUUAUGAAAAACCAGAGUACUUACUUUCUGAUUCUUUAAUGUGGUUUGUAUUCCAUUAUACGGCGCAGAUAUUCCUUUUUUCCUUUGUAACUUGAUAGAGUGUUCCCCUCCAUGUAAAAUAUAUCACAUGUAAACUC
This is a messenger RNA of Rubroshorea leprosula, 1555 nucleotides long. NCBI's taxonomy places the organism in Eukaryota, Viridiplantae, Streptophyta, Magnoliopsida, Malvales, Dipterocarpaceae. The record is from the annotation of a GenBank genome assembly.